Penicillium antarcticum is the source of this 1149-nucleotide messenger RNA. Its product is annotated as TauD/TfdA dioxygenase family protein. The transcript is spliced from 4 exons. Gene Ontology annotation, cellular component: cytoplasm. Gene Ontology annotation, molecular function: 2-oxoglutarate-dependent dioxygenase activity. NCBI's taxonomy places the organism in Eukaryota, Fungi, Ascomycota, Eurotiomycetes, Eurotiales, Aspergillaceae. The coding region runs from base 1 to 1149 and encodes 382 amino acids. The record is from RefSeq and is a predicted model, not a curated record.
AUGGCUCCCGGCCUCACAGAAACAGUCGCCCUCCGGGCCCCAACAGUUGCACCGCCAUUGAAGGCCGACGCUGGCCAUAAUAAGGAGAAUUUGAUUGGCUACAAGUACGAACAGGAGCGCGAGAUCAAGGGAACAGACAAGCUCCCUCCCGCCUCAUACCCUAACUAUCUUCCUGUUUGGGACAACGAGACCGAGAGAUACCCUCCUCUGGAACUUUUUGAGCACUACGACCACGGCAAAGAUGCCGACGCUUCCUUCCCAGAUCUAUUCCCCAACGGCCAAGCCGAUAUCGACGAGAUCACCCCCUUCAUUGGCGCCGAAGUGCACGGUGUGCAACUUAGCCAGCUUUCAGACAAGGGCAAAGACCAACUAGCCCUCUACGUAGCGCAGAGACGAGUAGUAGCUUUCCGCGACCAGGACUUCGCCUCCCGCCCAAUCCAAGAAGUAGUAGACUACGCCGGCUACUUCGGCCGCCACCACAUCCACCAAACAUCAGGCGCACCAAAAGGCUUCCCAGAAAUCCAUCUAGUAUUCCGAGGCGCCAACGACCACACCGGCUCAAAGUUUCUAGAACAACGCACAAACACAAUAACCUGGCACUCAGACAUAACCUUCGAAAAACAACCGCCCGGAACGACAUUCCUCUACGUCCUCGACGGCCCAACAACAGGCGGCGACACUCUCUUCGGCGACAUGGUCCAAGCCUACAAGCGUCUGUCACCCGAAUUCCGCAAACGCCUCCACGGCCUCAAAGCCGUGCAUUCAGGCCUUGAACAGGUAAAUGCCAGCCUGAACGGAGGCGGCAUCGCCCGUCGUGACCCCGUCACCUCCGAACACCCUAUCGUCCGCACGCACCCCGUUACCGGCGAGAAGGCGCUUUAUGUUAAUCCGCAGUUUACCCGGUUUGUUGUUGGAUAUAAGAAGGAGGAGUCAGAUGCGCUGCUUAAAUUCCUUUAUGAUCAUAUUGCGCUUUCGCAGGAUAUCCAAGCGCGUGUGCGCUGGAGGGCUGGGACUGUCGUUGUUUGGGAUAACCGUGUUGCGUGUCACUCCGCUGUCUUUGAUUGGGAGGAUGGUCAGCGGAGACAUAUUGCUCGUCUUACGCCGCAAGCUGAGCAGCCUUAUGAGACGCCUUUUGAGGGCGAGAAUUAG